Molecule: messenger RNA, 2079 nt
Organism: Fusarium subglutinans
Lineage: Eukaryota; Fungi; Ascomycota; Sordariomycetes; Hypocreales; Nectriaceae
Product: nitrate assimilation regulatory nirA
Exons: 3
Coding region: 1-2079 (692 amino acids)
Biological process (GO): DNA-templated transcription
Molecular function (GO): DNA binding; zinc ion binding
Source: RefSeq, a predicted model, not a curated record
AUGUCUAGUCUGGUUACCAUUUUACCUGGCCCUGCUAAGUCAGUGGAGACCGAGCCCACGACAGUCGUGACCCCGUCUGAGAUCGUCUUGCGGAAGCGAGUCCGGCCGGUGUCUGCAGCUUGUGAUGAAUGUCGCAAGCGAAAGUCAAAAUUCGAUCCUAAAGCCGAUUUGCUGAUACUCCACCGGGCACUGCAACGCAAGUGCGCCGAAUUGAGUAUUGACAACGGCCGCCUUGAAUCUGUACUUUUGAUGAUGCGCGAGAAGCCUGAGGAUGUAGGACUCGCUAUCUUCAGACGGGUUCGAACAGGAUCGAAGCUAGACUUAGAUGCUAUCUUGAGCUCAAUUGAGAGCGGCGAUCUCCUGAUGCAGUUGCACUUAGCCCCUGCAUCUGAAGUCCGCUAUCCAUUCCCAUCCCGGGCUGCGUUGCCUGGUAUCUUCGCCAAAACGAAGAGUGCCUACACGGAGUCCUUGGUCCUUGAGGCGCCAUAUUUUGACUCGGAGGCUCCACAAGCGUUUGAUGCACGAUUGAUCUCGUAUCUGGAAGCUCCAAAGUACAUGCCCUACCACUCUGCGAAGCUAGUCGAGCCAUUGCUAGAUCACGCUACGAUCUCUCGCUGGACGAGUGUGUGCACCGAUGAGCCUUUGCUACACAGUCUCAUGGAGACUUACUUCCUGCACAUUUAUUCGGCGUUCCCCUUCUUCCACAAAGAAUGUUUCCUACGCUGUCUUAGUUCUGGAUCUCAUCGUUUCUGCUCCAAACUACUUGUCAAUGCUAUCUUGGCUCAUGCUUGUCACGCUACCCCCACGGUUGCGCACCGCAACGAGCAUUGGAAUCCUCAUACUCUCGGCUAUACAUUUCUGGCCGAGGCUCGGCGUUUAUUGGACCUUGAGCCAAGACGACCAAACGUCACAACAGUCCAGGCCAUGCUCGUGAUGAACGUUACCUUGAACGACCAUGGUGUCGACGGCGGUGCCUCUUAUCGAUAUUUACUUGAGGCCGUAUCUAUUGCAAAACUCAUGGGUUUGUACGACUCUCCUAGUGAGAAUAUGAAACAGAAUGCGGACCAAGAUGGCAAGGUUGUCCGUGAAGUGACAGCCUGGGCUCUUUUCGCUUGGCAAGGGUGGUCUUCCUACGUUCCCCCUUUGAAUCAGAAGCUAAAUUUUGAAAACAGAGUCAUUUCCCUCAUGAUCCAAGAGUUACCUUGGAUCAAGGAUCCGCCUCAGACACCCUGUCCGGAUCCUGCCCAAUGCCCAUUCUGGUAUGGCGAUAUCUGGGUCCGAUACCCCUCAAGUCAAGAGCCCAUCGCAACCAAGUAUUACCAAACGUUCAAGGCAUACUUGGAUUUCUGGGCCAUAUUUAAUGAUAUCGCCGGAGUUUUGUUUAGUCCCGCACAAGUCCGAGCACUUUACCUCGGCCAGGCAGUCGAGUUCUAUGCUCGAUUGCGGUCCUGGUUCGAUGGUCUCCCUGAUGACAUGCAACCAGGGAGAAUAGUCUUACCUUUUCAGCUCAAGCUACAUAUACAAUAUUGGGCUCUUGUGAUGGAUCUCUUCAAGCCCUAUGCAGGCUGGGACGAUCUCACGAAAACACUUGAUCAGACGCCCUCUGAGAUAUAUGUAAAUGCUCGAAGGAACCAAGAGCUCGUGCUGCGCAUUUAUUACUUGCGUCACGGGACAGAGACUCACGACUGUUGGCUCUCCAUGUUUCUUGUCAGGCUUGGUUUUAUCGCACUAGAAGAAGUGGCAUCUUCGUCAGAGGAGAACGACUCACUUGCAACAUUGAUCUUCGCGCUCACAACCCUCGAUAACCAAGGUAAGUGUUAUUUCAAGGCAGAAUUCACUCUGCGAACGAUCUGUUUACAGAUGCGUUCUCGAGACCUUGAGAUCUUCAAGCAGUUCGCGACCUAUCAGGAUCUCGAUGCUCCUGAGGCCCUAGCAAGUCGCAUUGGCUUUGUUAGAUCAAACUGGCCUGUACACGUUGAUUUUGCCAAACGAGAGCGGAAGAACAUCCGCGAAGUAGCUACUGAGGCCAUCGGGAUGAACUUGAUGGAUAAUGGUAACCCUGUACCAGCAGGAGAGUAA